AUGUUUGGUUUCACAGCUGUAGCUUAUUUUAGUUACGAUAAGGGACGGGUCCUUGAGGUUGGUCCGGAUCGGGUUGCUGCAGAAUGGAUUGUUCGGUGCGAGGGGAAAGUCAAGUGUGUAAUACCGCUUUUAUGUUUGUAUUUCUUAAAAAGAUUUUACGGAUAUCGGUAUUGCGAGGACGGCAGACAUCUAUCAUUUAGGUUUGACAAGGUCCAUACUGAGUUUAAUGAUUACAACAGUUUGAUUAGGGAAACAUCUAAACGGGAUUACAGCAAUCCUAACAACCAUCUUUAUGUUGUAAGUAUUGACGCAACGGAUGCUUCAAUAACCAGCCAUGGAUGUCGUCAUUUUGGUGAAUUAUUUUUUUUGAAUGAGUUUACUUUUGCUACUGAUCUUGCUUUUUCUAUUCUAGCUGGGCUGAAUUCAUUGGUCGAUGUUCGGUUUGUUCGGUGUAAAAAAUUGGAUGAUACCGGAUUGUACUUUAUCCAAAAAACUGUCGGAAGCAACCUGCAGUUUUUACAAUUGGAGAGCUGUCCAAGAAUCACCGACAAUGGUUUAAAAUAUAUAUGCAGUUUUAUGUACAAUAAAAGUUUUUUCAUUUUUUUUAUUGGAGCUAUUAUUUAA
This is a messenger RNA of Enterobius vermicularis (human pinworm), 624 nucleotides long. The record is from the annotation of a GenBank genome assembly. Lineage: Eukaryota; Metazoa; Nematoda; Chromadorea; Rhabditida; Oxyuridae.